AUGGAACACGAGAUCAUGCGCCAUCGCCCCGAUGCGAUCGACCUGUCGCACCACCUGUCGUUGCUCGCGAGGUCGAGGACGAGCUCGCCGCUCAAGGUACGUUCAUCGUCUCGGCCAUCGUCGAUCGGUGAUUGAUGGCUUAAGCGAGGGCAGCCUUCAAGUAGUAUGGCCCAGGCAUGGGACACAACUGCUGACCCAAGUGCCUCUCUACGACACACAGGGAAUGUACAAGUACUUUGGAAGGUUCGUGUUGAUCCCUCUGUAUUCCAUCCCCUGCGAACGAACGCACGCUCCGGGUUCGAUCCGCCACUACGUCACAUCGGCCACCAGACCGUCGGAAUCUUAUCGGAGGCCUUCGGCGACCGCGUGCUCGCGUGCCCGUGACGACCCCUGGCUCCCGGCAGCACAUGACCGUGAAUGAAGUAUCCAACUAACCUGGAGCACCUGACUCAAUAGACCUGGCAUGCUUAUGCUCGCCGGAGGAUUGCCCUCACCGGACUACUUCCCCUUUGACUCGAUCUCGGCCCACGCGCUCGUGCCCAACUCGUACAAGACGACCGACGCGACCCUGUCCUCGUGGCUAUGGUCCUUCUUCAAACCGACGACGACGACGAUCACGAUCCCCAAGUACAUUCCCAACGCUACGCCGGACCAGAUUCAACUUUCGUCGGCGUUGCAGUACGGUACCGCCGUCGGCCUCCCCUCGUUGGCCAAGUUCAUCAAGGAUUUCACCGAGCUCGUCUUCCGACCCGGCUACGCCAACUACGAGACCUUGGUCAACGCCGGCUCGACGGACGCGUGGAGCAAGCUCUGUACGACCCUCUUGGAACGUGGCGAUGGCUUCUUGUGCGAGCAAAACACUUACCCGAGUGCGCUGUCGACGGCUUGGCCGAGUGGAUUCCGACCCAUCCCUUUGCCCAUGGAUGGAGGCGGCUUCACCCCCGAAGGGCUGCAGGACCUGCUCGAAAAUUGGGACGUCUUUGCUCGCGGCGGCAUGCGUCGGUGAGUCGACCGAAACUGGCACAAGCCGAGUCCCCGUAUGGACUCCGUUCACUUACCUCCCUCCAUAGCCCUCGUGUGCUGUACACCGUUCCCGUGUGCCAGAACCCCACGGGCGCGACGAUGACGGCCGCACGCAAGCAACAGAUCUACGACAUUUGCGUCAAGUACGACGUCAUCAUCGUCGAGGACGACCCUUACUAUUUCCUCCAAGCCGGCGAAUACGAACCCGUCCACCUGCGCGGCAGGAAGGCCUCCAAGUCUUCGACCGAGACGGACGAGGAAUUCCUCCAAUCGCUCGUCCCUUCGUUCUUGAGGUACGACUACCAAGGGCGCGUCAUUCGCAUCGACACGUUCUCCAAGACGAUCUGCCCCGGAGCGAGGAUGGGUUGGACGACAGGUCACCCCGUGUUGAUGGAACGUAUGCAGAGGGCGAAUGAGAGUUCCUCGCAAGCGGCGAGCGGGUUUUCGCAGGCUUUGAUUACCAAGUUGUUGGUCGAGGAGUGGGGGAUGAAGGGAUUCUUGAGGUGGCUCAAGGGUGAGUGAUGGGUGCGCGUCAUAGUAGUGUCCGGAAUGGUCGCUGUUGACGCUUUCCCCUUCUUGCGUAACUACGUAGGCUUAAAGGCGCAGUACCGCAUCCGACGCGACACCCUCGUCGACUCUUUGCUUGUCCAGGGCCACGCCUCGUUGGACACCCGAUCGGUAACGGGCCGCAGCGAUCAGUUCCACUGGGUCGUGAAGCACCAAAGGGGCGAAAAGGGGUUCGUCGCUUCGAGUGACGAUGAGAAGGUUCUUCGUCGAGGUUCGGACGAGUCGACGAUCUUGUCGUUCGUGGCUCCUCAGGGUGGAAUGUUUGGUGAGCUGCGAAAAUAUCUUAGGUUACCGACUUGGGGAUAAAGGCUGAAUCAAACUUCUGGGUGCUACCAGUCUGGUUACGCAUUCACCUUUCGAACCACCCGCUGCACCCGUCCCAAUCGACCUCCUCGCUCAUCUUCAACCUCUGGGAACAACUAGCCGAGAACAACGUCCUCGUCGCCCCCGGCACCAUGUUCGACACCGAUCUGUUCGGCCAACCUCUAUCCCAAAGCACCGAUCCCGUAUCCGCCUCUUCGGGUCGGGGAGAAGACCAGGAACGAAUGGUAACAGAUCUGUUGGGACAAGGGAUCAAGCUCAUGCAGGAUCGAUCGGGGGAUGGCUAUUUCCGCUUGGCGUUCUCUUCCGCUUCAAAGCAAGAGAUGGAGAAGGCUUGUCAGAUCAUUGGGAAGGUCGUGGUCGGGUUCUUUGAGGCGCCGGAAGUGUGA
Molecule: messenger RNA, 2300 nt
Organism: Microbotryum saponariae
Lineage: Eukaryota; Fungi; Basidiomycota; Microbotryomycetes; Microbotryales; Microbotryaceae
Source: the annotation of a GenBank genome assembly